Messenger RNA from Acanthoscelides obtectus, 933 nucleotides. Lineage: Eukaryota; Metazoa; Arthropoda; Insecta; Coleoptera; Chrysomelidae. The record is from the annotation of a GenBank genome assembly.
AUGUCAUUCCUAAGGAUUGGGGCCACUAUUCCAGAGUAUAGUCAUAUACUCAGCUUCAGACGUCAAGUAUACAUAGCUCCCACCGAAAGUACCAUACCAGAAUCCUUGGUGAUUAGUCAUGAAGGGUUGUCAUAUCGCAUAUUCUUAUCAUUGGACAGCCAAAAAUGUUUCAAGUGCAACCAAUCAGGACACAUAGCCAACAAUUGCAGAUCUACAUCCCAACCAUCGACCUCAAACAUGGAUGAUACCGUCCUUCCCUCAUCCUCAGUAAAACCCAAUAAUAACAUGUCUAGCAGUAUUCAACUGGAACCCACUAUCACACAGGCAGCCGAAGUUCGACAGACACAACUGCCAAUCUUAACUGAAGAAUCUCCUAACAGACAGACCAUAUCCACUCCACAACCAAUAUUGAGUCAAAGCAAAGAACUUAACAUAGAAAUGCCACCUACUCCAUCCGUAGCAACCACCGACGAUGCCAGCAACACAGGCAAAAGAAGUUUUUCAACAAUUGUUACCCCAACAUCAGAUGUUGAAACCUCAUCAACUCCAACCUCCGGACCAACCUUUAUAAAGCCAGCUAAAGCAUCAGUGAAAAAACCAAAAAUAGACUCCCAGCAAGCAGUUAUUUCAGAUCAAGCCUACGAACCAGCCAAACGUUUUAUAGACACAAACCAAGACCUUUUAGUAUUAAAUUCUAUCCAGAUGAAAAGUCUCUUAGAAAAUGUGCACGGAACCCAGAACGUUAUAUCAGUAGUAAACGAAUACACCGUAGAUAUAAAAAGCUUGAUUGAAACAAUACUGCUCAUAUACCCUCAUUUAUCGGACCGAGCCCUGAAGAACAGGUUAACCAGGUUGCGCAAAAAACUAGAACGGCACAUCGAAAAUGACAAUAUCGACAGCGAAACCUCUUCUGUAGAUUCUAGUUUCUUUUAA